AUGAAUCCGCUAGCUUUUCAACCACCGCCCCAGGCUGUCCCGAACUUCUCGCCCCCCAGUUUUCCCCCGCCUCCUAUACAGGUAGCCUCAAAUGGCGAGAACAGGGAACUCUCUCAGACGCCGCCAUCGGAAGGUCUCUCCAACCCACCAAUGAACGAGAAAGCUCUUUAUGCCACCGAAAUAUCCGGGUCAUUCGCUGCCAAUCCGGUUGACUUGAGCUAUGCGGACGUAGUACCCCCAACCCCUCGAGGCAUUGUUCGAUCGCAGACAGAUACAUUUGUUGGAAGCAAAAUUGCCCCCAAGGAAUUUGUGGGGGCGACGUCAACCUCGGGGGACGAUAUAGGAACCUUCAACGGUGGCAGCUACAGGAUCAGUCAUCGAGACACCAACACUCUUUUGACCAUCCAGCUAGCAGUAGGAUGUCCACUGCAGGCGAGGCCUGGUAUCAUGAUCGCAAUGUCCCCCUCGAUGUCCCUUAGAGGCUCCCUCUCAUUCGGAUGGAUGAAAGCCCUUGCAGGUGGGCAAAUCGCUCGAUCAACCUAUACUGGCCCUGGAGAGCUUUUACUGGCUCCGUCAGUGCUUGGAGACGUUACUGUUCUUCGGUUGGACGGCACAAAAGAGUGGCUUGUAGGCAGAGAUGCAUUCCUUACCUGCACAACGGGUGUCCAAAUGCAGUACAAAACCCAGGGGCUCAUGAAGGGUGUGUUCUCCGGGGAAGGCUUCUUCAUCUUCAAAGUUGAGGGUGCCGGUUUGCUUUGGAUGCAGAGCUUCGGAGCGAUCAUCAAGAAAGACCUCGCCGAAGACGAAAGAUACUACGUAAACAACGGCCACCUAGUCGCCUGGAACUGCCAGUACAAGAUCGAGCGCGUGGCCUCAGGCGGCAUCAUCUCCAACUGGAGCGCCGGCGAGGGUCUUGCCUGCAGGUUCACCGGCCCCGGCACCGUCUACAUGCAGACCCGCAACGUCUCCUCCUUCCUUGCGCAUCUCAACAUGGGGAACUCGAAGAGUUGA
Aspergillus heteromorphus CBS 117.55 is the source of this 1011-nucleotide messenger RNA. Its product is annotated as AIM24 family protein. NCBI's taxonomy places the organism in Eukaryota, Fungi, Ascomycota, Eurotiomycetes, Eurotiales, Aspergillaceae. The record is from RefSeq and is a predicted model, not a curated record. The transcript has 3 exons. Bases 1 to 1011 code for a protein of 336 amino acids.